Molecule: messenger RNA, 1903 nt
Organism: Chenopodium quinoa (quinoa)
Lineage: Eukaryota; Viridiplantae; Streptophyta; Magnoliopsida; Caryophyllales; Amaranthaceae
Product: protein TRIGALACTOSYLDIACYLGLYCEROL 1, chloroplastic-like
Exons: 3
Coding region: 604-1695 (363 amino acids)
Biological process (GO): phospholipid transport
Cellular component (GO): ATP-binding cassette (ABC) transporter complex
Source: RefSeq, a predicted model, not a curated record
ACGUCAGAUAAACAUCUCAAUGUUUAUACGACCUUCCUUGUAUAUACUUCACAUUGGAAAAUAAUAUUUGUGUAACCUACGAGUAAAAUCAUUUCAUAUUUGUGUAACCUACGAGUAAAACCAAUAAAUACAAAGCCAUAUUAAUGACGGAAAAAAGAAAACCUAUAAACUAAAAGUUAUUACAAACACGAUUAACUUAUAAACUAAAUUGAAAAAGACCUCAUUUAAAAAAAAUCAGAAGUUAAAAAAAAAAAAAAAAAAAAAAAGUUUACCUCCCUUUAUCAUUCUUCCCCAUCCUCAAUUCCUCCCUAUAUCAUUUCUUCGUCGUCAAAUUUCUCACUCCUCUCAGUUCGCUGUUCUUAGUUCACUGUUUCCUCCAUUUUUCUCCCGAAUAACUCCAAUCUUCAAAUUUUAAAAAUCUGAAUUUAAUACUUUGAAUUAACUUCACUACAGCAGACAAAGAAAAGGUUGCCUGGUCACCAGCUAAAGGAGUGUUCUGGCAUGAGGCGUUAUAUUUUUCCACCACCUAUACUUGGCAAAGUAGAGAUUUAAGGAAUUAUUUUCUGAAUAAAACUGUGUUAGAGUUGAAUAGAAGGGCUGAUCAUGCAUACAGUUCAGUUAUUGCAGUCUAUGCCUUGCAUUUCUAGCAGCUUUAAGUCCCAGAGUUGCUGGACCAACUGCAGGAGAGAUACUACUGGACAUUUUAAAUGGACCGAAAUCAGAACACGUACUUUUUCUCACUGUGCUCAAAGACCUCAUGCUGCUGGAGGAUUUAUUCAUUUACUAAAACCCAUCCAACGUACAGCAUUGUCAGCCAUUCCUAAUUCCAAUGACUAUUUUCCAGAUGCUGUACCAACCGAUGAAAGCUCAAGCAUAAAUCAUUCUCCCACUCUUGAGAUGGAGACUUUAUUUGCCAACUGGUCACCUCCUAGGUACUUGUGGAGGGGCUUAUCAGUUCUCAUUUUGGCAGGGCAAGUAAUAUACCGGGCUCUCAAGGGUAAAAUCCACUGGAAAAACACCCUCCAACAGCUGGAAAGAGUUGGUCCUAAAUCAGUCGGGGUCUGUCUUCUGACAUCAGCUUUUGUGGGGAUGGCAUUUACUAUCCAAUUUGUUCGGGAAUUCACCCGGUUAGGGCUGAACCGAUCCAUUGGUGGGGUCUUAGCUCUUGCCUUCUCUCGUGAACUAAGCCCUGUGGUUACAUCAAUUGUGGUGGCAGGUCGUAUUGGAAGUUCUUUUGCCGCGGAGCUCGGAACCAUGCAGGUCUCUGAGCAGACUGACACACUGAGAGUUCUCGGGGCAAAUCCUGUCGAUUACCUUGUCACACCUAGGGUAAUUGCUUCUUGUGUAGCUUUGCCUUUUUUGACCCUGAUGUGUUUCAUAGUGGGGAUGGCAGCUAGUGCCUUCUUGGCUGACAGUGUUUACGGAGUUAGCUACAUAAUGAUUUUGGACUCUGCUCGGAGAGCACUUCGGUCAUGGGAUAUUAUUAGUGCCAUGAUGAAGUCCCAGGUUUUUGGUGGAAUAAUUGCAAUCGUGAGCUGUGCUUGGGGUGUAACGACCAUUGGUGGUGCUAAGGGUGUUGGGGAGUCAACUACUUCAGCUGUUGUUUUAUCUCUGGUUGGUAUCUUUAUUGCAGAUUUCGUUCUUUCUUAUUUUUUCUUCCAAGGGGCAGGGGAUUCACUUAGGAAUUGUGUAUGAUCUCUUUCCUGUGGAGUUUUAAGCUUGCAACUCCAAUUUUCGCCAAAAUACAUUUGUUGCUCUGCAUUAGAACGAAAGAUUUGUAAGAAAGGCACAUUGACAUUCUUUCCAGUGCAUUUUACUGAAUAUAUUUGUAAUUUGUUUUGUUUUCUGGAAAUCUCGAAUUUGUGCACCUCAAACAGGGUUACAGGGAGAACCCUUCAUGAAA